AUGAUCGGGGUUAUCAUUGCAUCCAGGAAAGUUGGCAUCAACCCAGACAAUGUGGCCACCCCCAUUGCAGCCAGCCUCGGUGACCUGAUCACCCUGGCGCUGUUGGCUGGCAUCAGUACUGGCCUGUAUAAGGAGCUUGCUAAUGACUUCAGUCAUGCUCCUGUAACAGUGCUUACACUGACUCGCCCUACAUUUACUCCCUCAUCAGGUGUCAACACACGUUCUGCCAGAGUGCUCUUCCUCCUGGUGGCCCCUGGUCAUCUGGUCUUCCUCUACACUAUUAACUCUAUGCAGGGUGGACACACCACUCUCACCUCUGUCUUCAUUGCAUUUUAUCUGGCCGCAGCUCUGCUUCAGGUUGUGAUCCUGUUGUACCUUGCAGACUGGAUGGUAAACUGGAUGUGGCAUCGAGGGAUGGAUCCUGACAACUUCUCCAUUCCCUACUUGACCGCCCUGGGAGACCUGCUGGGGACGGGCUUCCUGGCUCUGUGUUUCCACAUCCUGUGGCUAAUUGGAGAUAGGGACACAGAUGUGGGUGAUUGAUCCACACUGCUUCCUUUGACUCUGUCCAAGCAACACAAACGUCUUUAUUUAUAAUGCCACAUAGAGAAAUAAUAUCUAUAUUGUUAUGGCUACAAUGGCUACCAUGAUUAUAUUGAUGACAAUUUUGCUUUAGUAUUGAUAUGUAAUUUCCUUGUUGUUUAGCUACUGGGAGAACAACAAUCCUCAUUAUUUUUCAAUGGGGAUGUUCGGCCCGAUUUUACGGCCAGUCGCGUUGGCUGCAUGUAAAGAUGACAUCGACCUAAACUUGAAAUAUUUCACAAGAGGCAAA
Messenger RNA from Sinocyclocheilus grahami, 832 nucleotides. Its product is annotated as solute carrier family 41 member 1-like. NCBI's taxonomy places the organism in Eukaryota, Metazoa, Chordata, Actinopteri, Cypriniformes, Cyprinidae. The transcript is spliced from 3 exons. The record is from RefSeq and is a predicted model, not a curated record. Gene Ontology annotation, biological process: monoatomic cation transport. Bases 1 to 543 code for a protein of 180 amino acids. Gene Ontology annotation, molecular function: monoatomic cation transmembrane transporter activity. Gene Ontology annotation, cellular component: plasma membrane.